Molecule: messenger RNA, 2729 nt
Organism: Austrofundulus limnaeus
Lineage: Eukaryota; Metazoa; Chordata; Actinopteri; Cyprinodontiformes; Rivulidae
Gene: cacnb1
Product: calcium channel, voltage-dependent, beta 1 subunit
Exons: 13
Coding region: 222-1784 (520 amino acids)
Biological process (GO): calcium ion transmembrane transport
Cellular component (GO): voltage-gated calcium channel complex
Molecular function (GO): voltage-gated calcium channel activity; protein binding
Source: RefSeq, a predicted model, not a curated record
CGCCGUCAGGACUCGGUGCGGCUGCAGGGAGGCAGCUGUUGCCAUUAUUUUAUACCAACCAGCUCAGAUCCAUCCAUCAGCGGCUUCUCCGUUCCUGGACCACCCCACCGCAAGAACCUCAACAACACUAACAACAAACAACAACAACAAACAAGCAGAGAGAUGAGACUGUCGGCUCCGUCAUAAACAAACUGCAGCAGAUUCUCUGAAAGUAAAAUCAAAUGGUCCAGAAAAGUAGUAGUAUGUCCAGGACGCCUUCGACCCCGAACCAGGAGAUCCCGAUGGGCAUGAUCGACCCCCAUCCUCACGCGCAGGGGAAGUAUGCCAAGAGGAAGAGCCGGUUCAAGCGCUCGGAUGGAAGCACCUCCUCUGACACCACCUCCAACAGCUUCGUCCGACAGGGCUCUGCAGACUCCUACACCAGCCGGCCAUCGGACUCGGACGUGUCCCUGGAGGAGGACCCCGAGGCUCUGAGGAAGGAGGCAGACAGACAGGCUCUCGCCACACUUGAGAAAGCGAAGACCAAACCAGUGGCGUUUGCUGUUCGCACAAAUGUGGGUUACAACCCCGGUCCCAGUGAUGAUGUUCCUGUGCAGGGCAUGGCCAUUUCCUUCGAAGCCAAAGACUUCCUGCACAUUAAAGAGAAGUACAACAACGACUGGUGGAUCGGACGUCUGGUGAAGGAGGGAUGCGAGGUGGGCUUCAUUCCCAGCCCCGUCAAACUGGAGAACACCCGUCAGCUGCAGGAGCAACGGAUGAGACAAAACCGGCUCAGCUCCAGUAAAUCUGGAGGAAGUUCUAGUCUGGACGUUGCCACGGGAACCCGCAGGCCCACCCCUCCAGGAACAGCUCACGUGGACAUGUCCACGGGGUCCUUUGAUGCUGAAACGCUUGACCUGGAUGCCGAGGAGCCCCCUGAGUCCCAGGGUGACCCUCACUCGCCCAAGGGCACGUCAGGCAGCGUAAUAUCCCCCCAGGCCAACGCCCACCGACUGCCCUUCUUUAAGAAGAUGGAGCACGUUCCCCCGUACGACGUGGUUCCCUCCAUGAGACCCAUCAUCCUCGUCGGACCCUCGCUGAAAGGCUACGAGGUUACAGACAUGAUGCAGAAAGCGCUUUUUGACUUUCUGAAACAUAAGUUUGAGGGCAGAAUAUCUAUCACACGCGUGACAGCAGACAUCUCCCUGGCCAAACGUUCAGUCCUCAACAACCCCAGCAAACACACCAUCAUCGAGCGCUCCAGCACCCGCUCCAGUCUGGCUGAGGUGCAGAGUGAGAUCGAGCGUAUCUUUGAGCUGGCACGGACCCUCCAGCUCGUUGCUUUGGAUGCAGACACCAUCAACCACCCCUCUCAGCUGGCUAAGACCUCCCUGGCUCCCAUUAUUGUCUACAUCAAAAUAGCCUCGCCUAAGGUUCUCCAGCGGCUCAUUAAAUCCAGAGGAAAGUCGCAGGCGAAACACCUGAACGUGCAGAUGGUUGCAGCUGAUAAGCUGGCUCAGUGCCCACCUGAGCUGUUCGACAUCAUCCUGGACGAGAACCAGCUGGAGGAUGCGUGCGAACACCUGGCCGAUUACCUGGAGGCCUACUGGAAGGCGACACACCCGCCGAGCAGCAACCCCCCCAACCCUCUGCUGAACCGCACCAUGGCCACGGCGGCCCUGGCUGCCUCCCCCGAGCCCGUCUCCAACCUGCAGGUACAGGUGCUCACCUCUCUGCGCAGGAACAUGGAUCUGUGGCCUGACAUGGACGGUGCUGUGGGGAGAGAGGAGGAGCACGCUGUCUGAAGACGAAGGGAAGGGGGGCACACUCCGGCAACUUGACCCCAAACUUCUGGGCUUUUUCAAAGUAAAAAAAAAACCUGUUCAUGCGGACAGAUCCAGAUUAGAAACACCUCUUCAGGAAACAACAAAAAUGUGAUAAAGCGUAGCAAGUAUAGAAAACCUACAAUUAAAACGAGUCUCCGUUCUGUUCAACACUGUGAAGAAAACAGCCCGACCCGAAGAACCGGACCCUCCAUGCUCCUCCAGACCCCGCCCCUUUCACCACAGUCAUGAGUAAUAUCUCCUGCCCCGACCCUCCCCUCGUUAUCUCUGCGGCCUCAUUUCUCCGCCACAUUUUCUUCUCCGAGAGGAAGAAUCCAGUUUGCCUUCCUCCUCCGUGUUGCCAUGGUACCGCCCCUGAAAACAGCAAGUCACAUCCGCCUCUUCAGAGAGCGGGGCUCACUUCGGUUUGUUCGGCCUAAUCGAUUCACCUGCCGGCUAAUCCAGUUUGUUGCUGCGUCCCGGUUGUUGCUGGUUACUCGUUAACCUAACGAGCUUUGGGCUGUUAAAUCACUUUACGGUGCAACAGAUGAAUGUCUACCAUUUGCACACAAAUGCACACCUUUAGAGCAACAACAGCAGUAAAAUGUAGAAGAUACUCUGUUUUUUUAAAGUACUAAUACCAUGUAACGUUGAGCUGGGAGUUGACGAUUAUUUAGGCAAUCAAAAAUAUUACUUUAUUUGCUAUGAGCUCAUGCAGCCAGCAGAUGGUGGUGUUGCAUUGGAAGGCAUUUCGUUUUGCAUUUUUGCUUUGCAGGUUGAAGUGAUUUUAGAAAAAUUAGUCUCGUUUCACUGAUGUUUCAAAUAACAAGUCAUUUUAGCCGUUAAAGCGAUCCACGAUUAGUUGUAARAUUAGACUUUUUUUUGAUAAACAUUUAUUUUAACUGUAAAAUAAAGACUGUAAAAAUA